Messenger RNA from Darwinula stevensoni, 1218 nucleotides. The record is from the annotation of a GenBank genome assembly. NCBI's taxonomy places the organism in Eukaryota, Metazoa, Arthropoda, Ostracoda, Podocopida, Darwinulidae.
CACGCAUCAUGCGAUUCCUGCGAGACUGCUGAGCAUUUCUCUGUUGCAGGGAUGGAGCUCCGUAGAUUUGUGGACUUUCUGGCACCUCUGCUGUGUUUCCUGGGCUACCUGGAAGGAACAACGGAUAAUCAAUUGAGUAAUCAAGCCACCAUCCAUGAAUAUUGCAUCGUCGGGGCUGGACCGGCGGGUCUCCAGCUCGGUUAUUUCUUGCAACAAACCGGACGAGAUUAUGUAAUUUACGACAAGGCCGAUCGACCCGGUAGUUUUUAUCAGCGAUAUCCUCGGCAUCGGAUGCUGAUCAGCAUCAACAAGAGGUUCACGGGGAGAAAGAAUCGACUCUUCAACGAGAGACACGACUGGAAUUCCUUGUUGAGCCACGACGAUUCCCUCAGAUUCCCGCUCUACUCCAAAGAGUUCUUCCCUCAUAGUGUGGCUAAGCUUUCGUUCGUCUUCUGUAACUACUUUGGUCGAGACGAUCGCUGUUCAACUCCCUUCCAGCGGUUUGUGGGACCUAUGAGCACCCUCGCGUCUCCAGCUGGGGUGUUGAUUGUGGCGACGGGGUGGUCGAAGCCGUAUCGCUUGAGAAUCCCAGGUUCCGAAUACAUGGAAAACUACAGCGAUUUCGAUGUGAAUCCCAGGAAAUACGAGGGGAAGUCCGUCUUGAUCAUCGGUAGAGGGGCCCCAAGGACAGGGUCGUACCGAGAUAUUUGGCGCCCUCUAGGCGUGAACAACGCGAUCGUGGACACGUAUCAGCUCAAGUCCCUCGACGGUCUCCUGGAAGGCGACAUCAACCGAUUCAAGUUGAUUCGGAAAAACGGGAAAAUCUACGUAACUCCGGAUUUUGAUGGCCAAUACAACACCGCGAACCUUCUUCGGGUGAAGCCGGACGGCGAGAAUGCCAUCGACAACUUCCCCCUGCGCCUCCCAUACGAUCACGUGAUCGCCUGCUUGGGAUUCGUGGUAGAUGGUUCCAUUUUCCACAAGCUGAGUCUGGUAUCCCUCGGGAAGGUUCGGGUGUGGUUAAAGAUAUCAUCACCUGAAUCUUGCCGGACAAGCACAUCCAUUGUGGAUGAAGGGCCUAAUGGGGCUCAAAUCCUGCUAUGGAAAGUGAAGACCUCAAAAGAUUGCUAUCGGAGGAAGUACUACUCCCUGGAGUAUUUCCGGCCAAACCGAGAGAGACUCGGUGGCAAUGUCCCCGGUAGGGGAGCUGAACAAUGA